AUGUAUCUUAUCAACGCUUCGACUUUGCAACUUGAAGAGUUCUAUAGCAAUAUUCCCGAAUAUGCAAUCCUGUCACACACGUGGGGUCACACUAGUGAGGAGGUCCUCUUUCAAGAGAUACGCACCAACUCAUCCGACGUGAAACUGAAAAAAGGGUACAAAAAGAUCGAAUUAUGUGCCAAGCAGUCUAAGAAAGACGGCCUCGACUACUGCUGGGUAGAUACUUGCUGCAUCGAUAAGUCAAGCAGUGCAGAACUCUCAGAAGCUAUCAACUCCAUGUUCUCGUGGUACCGAAACUCGGCCGUCUGCUAUAUAUACCUAGAAGACGUGGUCCAUGAGGAAGAAUCAAAUCAAAUAGAUGAGUCUCUCGGAGAAGCACGGUGGUUCACACGUGGCUGGACACUACAAGAGCUCUUGGCUCCUCGAGUUCGCCAAUUCUUCGAUGCAAACUGGACAAUGAUCGGAGAGAUAUCAAAGAAUCGUUACAGAGAACACCUAGUCAAUGGUUUCUUUCGCAUGGAUAUGACCGCAGAAGAAGAUGGAGAUCCCCAAGAGCUUGAGCGGAUGAGUCUUGCCAGUCAAGUUGCUCAGAUCACUGGAAUUCCCAGAAAGGUCCUUUAUAUCGGCGAUCUUGGCUCCUUCUCAGCUGCCACGAGAAUGUCAUGGGCUGCAAGGCGUGAGACGACUCGCAUCGAAGAUCAGGCAUACUGCUUGCUGGGAAUUUUUGAUGUUCACAUGCCACUCCUCUACGGUGAAGGGAAGAAUGCUUUUAUACGACUGCAAGAGGAGAUUAUCAAGAAGCAGCCCGACCAUACACUAUUUGCAUGGCGUUCUGAGCCAAGCUCGCCAGCUCGAACAUUCAGCGGCCUGCUUGCUCCUUCACCAAGGAAUUUCUACAGCGAUCAAUGCCGUGGAUCAGCCAGGGUGUAA
Molecule: messenger RNA, 930 nt
Organism: Fusarium redolens
Lineage: Eukaryota; Fungi; Ascomycota; Sordariomycetes; Hypocreales; Nectriaceae
Product: heterokaryon incompatibility protein-domain-containing protein
Exons: 2
Coding region: 1-930 (309 amino acids)
Source: RefSeq, a predicted model, not a curated record